AUGCAGAACAAAUGCCUGUUAGGGUUGAUUUUUCUGUCGUGCACGAACAGAUGCAUUACCCAGAGCAUUCAAACAAUCAACAACUGCACGUGUCAGACAGUUGAUGGUAGCUUUUAUAGUCUGUGGCCCUUCAGAGGAACAGAAAAACCACACUUUGAUGUUCCUGGAAAGAAGUACCCUGGUUGGAAGUAUGCUUACAAUCCUUGCACCUCUAUGACAUUUGGACAAGAUGAUCCAGACCAUGGAAAAAUAUGUCAUGAUAUCGGAAUAUGUAAAUAUCCUGAAAUAGAAAAACCGCGUGAUUACCUACAAGUUGGUGUGCAGACAGGGGUCAGAUGUGCACUAGGCGAGGAAGGAAAGAUUGAGCUGGUGUAUAAAACAAACGAACCCUCAAUCGACAAAAAACAUUCAACGGUACAGCUUAUUUGUGACCAGACUAUUUUAUUCCCGGUUUUCGAAUCCAAGGAUGAAGAUAACUAUAUAUUCACCAUAAAAACCAAAUGCGCAUGUCCAAAUCAGUGUUGGCCUGUGCCUGCGCCAACAGGCCCAACUAAGGUGAUACCGACGACAACAGGCCCAACGAAGGUAUUACCGACGACAAUAGGCCCAACGAAGGUAAUACCGACGACAACUUCAAAUUCAACGGAACACAGUCCUGAAGAUUCAAAAUUGUCUGAUUGGAAGCUGUACAUUUUGCUACCGGCUCUUGUAGGAGUUAUCGUCAUCAUGCUUUGUUUUCUAUAUAUGUGGUGGCAUAUUCUUGCUUUUAGAAAUGCCCUGAAUCGCAGAUGCUGCCAUUGUCUGGGAGAGUAUGAACCGAUCGUAGAGGAACAAAGAAACCACUUUGAACAAACAAAGACAACUAACCUUAUCAAAAACAAAGAUAAGGCUGUUGAAGACGAGGAUUUUGAUGUAAAAGACGAACUGGUCGAGCCAGUUCAAGAGGAAGACGUGGGGGACAAGUCCCAAACUGUUUGGAAAAAUGACGUUUUAUCAUUAGUUUUGUAA
Messenger RNA from Pocillopora verrucosa, 1008 nucleotides. The record is from RefSeq and is a predicted model, not a curated record. Lineage: Eukaryota; Metazoa; Cnidaria; Anthozoa; Scleractinia; Pocilloporidae.